This is a messenger RNA of Tribolium madens (black flour beetle), 3279 nucleotides long. RefSeq names its product far upstream element-binding protein 1 (gene Psi). NCBI's taxonomy places the organism in Eukaryota, Metazoa, Arthropoda, Insecta, Coleoptera, Tenebrionidae. Gene Ontology annotation, molecular function: mRNA binding. The record is from RefSeq and is a predicted model, not a curated record. The transcript has 12 exons. Gene Ontology annotation, biological process: regulation of DNA-templated transcription. Bases 91 to 2352 code for a protein of 753 amino acids. Gene Ontology annotation, cellular component: cytoplasm; nucleus.
ACGCUGUCGUUUCACGUUUGUACGCGGGCGACUGGGCGACACCAUUUUCUGUUUUAUAUGUGGACAAAAUUUUAUUAAUGGUGAUAAAAAAUGAGUGAUUAUUCAGCGGUAGCGCCGCCACCUCAACAGAAUUUUGGUCCUUCCUCAGCUUUUGCGGCCGCCCUCCAAAGAGCAAAACAAGUCAGUAUUCCACCAAUCGCUGCUAAAAUUAACCCAGGAUCUACAAACCCGGCCGAUAAUCGACCGAAAAGGCCUCUAGAAGACGGGCCAGAACCGGAUGCUAAAAAAGGUCCAAGUAAUAGUGGACCGCCUCCUCAACUUCCUCCGCCUGGAAACAGACCACCGCCGAGUCAAGGUGGUAUGGGUGGACCUCCCAUGGGUGGUGGACCUCAGCUUAAUGAAGAUAUUAAAGUGCCUGAUAAAAUGGUUGGGUUAAUAAUUGGUCGUGGAGGCGAACAGAUCACGAGGCUUCAGUCCGAAUCAGGCUGUAAAAUCCAAAUGGCACCUGAUUCUCAGGGAAUGCCAGACCGUGUAUGUUCGCUAUCAGGCACUAAAGAGGCCAUCAAUAGAGCCAAGGAGCUCAUUAUGAAUAUCGUUCAUCAAAGAGGUCGCACGGAAGGGUUGGGUGGGCUCGAUCUAGGACCAAAUAUGGGUCACAAUAAUUACCCAGGGAUGAACAACAUGAACCAGGGCAUGGGUGGUGGCAGCGGCGGCGGCGGUGGUGGAGGAGGAGGUGGCCGUAAUUUCGUCGAGAUCAUGAUCCCUGGUCCUAAAGUCGGUCUUAUAAUUGGUAAAGGGGGCGAAACCAUAAAGCAAUUGCAAGAAAAGAGCGGUGCGAAAAUGGUUGUGAUUCAAGACGGCCCCAAUCAAGAACAAGAAAAACCGCUAAGAAUCAGCGGUGAUCCUUCCAAAGUCGAAUACGCCAAACAGUUAGUGUACGAUUUGAUUGCCGAAAAAGAAAUGCAGAAUUAUAACCGAAGAGGGGGUGGUGGCAGACAAGAUGAUCGGCAACAGUACAACGAUUAUGGAGGCGGGGGCGGCAACGAGGCCGAAGUUUUAGUGCCGAGACAGGCUGUGGGGGUGGUUAUCGGUAAAGGAGGCGAUAUGAUUAAAAAGAUACAAGCGGAAACUGGAGCACGAGUGCAGUUCCAGCAAGCUAGAGAGGAGGGCCCGGGCGAGAGGCGGUGUUAUCUCUCUGGAACCCCCAAACAAGUCGAACAGGCUAGACAACGAAUAGAAGAGCUCAUCGAUAGUGUUCAUCGAAGAGAUGGCGGCGACGGUCCCGGCCAAGGCCGAGGUAGAGGAAGAGGCGGCGACCGAUACGACAGUAGAGGAGGAAGUAGCAGAAAUGGCGGUGGACAAGAGUAUGGCGGUUGGGACGACAGGAGACAGCAACAACCUCCACAAGAAGUGACAUUUGUUGUUCCAAGUUCGAAAUGUGGAGUUAUAAUCGGGAGAGGUGGUGAAACGAUCAAACAGAUAAAUCAACAGUCCGGUGCCCAUUGUGAGUUAGAUCGUCGGUCUCAGAACAAUCAGAAUUCUAAUGAAAAAACAUUUAUUAUCCGCGGCGAUCCUGAUCAAAUCGAAGCGGCCAAACGAAUUAUCAGCGAUAAAGUCCAAAUGCCUCUUAACUUCGUACCUGUCGGCGGUCCUGCGAUGUCGAACAACAUGCAAACUGCUUACCCCGGAAUGGCGCCCCAAGCUUACAAUCCACAAAAUUGGGGUAUGCCCGCUUACCAACAACAGUGGAACGCCCCCUCGCAAAGUGCCGAUGCCCCCACACAGCAAAACACCAUGCAAGUUAACCCCUCAACGGGACAGCCCGACUACUCAUUACAGUGGGCGGAAUAUUACAGAUCGUUAGGAAUGCAUAGGGAAGCUGAAAUGAUAGAACAACAGGCUAAAUCGAAGGGAAUGUCCACGGCACCAGGACAACCACAAGCAGGUGCGACGGCAGGUUCAGGUUCAGCACCCGCUGCGACACCUACAGCUGCUGCUUCCAAUGGUGGCCAACCUGAUUAUAGUGCACAGUGGGCGGAGUAUUAUCGCAGUAUAGGAAAACAUAAAGAAGCUGAAGCGAUAGAGGCACAAAUGAAAUCGAAGCAACAGUCCCAGGCCAACGUGCAGUCGAUGCAAGGAGGCCCAGCUUCGUCACAAUCCGGACCUGUCCAGGCGCCAGCAGGUAGUUACCAGCAGCAAGCGUACGGUGCAUAUCAAGCUUCUAGUGGUUACUACGGUGGUCAGGCGCAAGGUGGAGUACCUGGCAACGUCCCUCAAGGAGGAUACGGCUUCCCGGCAUACGGAUACGGAGCACCCGCCCCUGCAGCCCCUCCUAACAACUCCGAAAACUAAAGACUCUAACGUAUUUUAAAUGUGGUCCCCAAUUACUAAUGAUGGUCAAGUAAGCAUCUGCGGGAGACAUUUUUCUUAGAACCUUUUUCAUCUUAGUUAUAAGCGACUAAUUUUAUCAGGAGUAAACGUGCCGCCGCCGUCUUAGAAACAAUUCAACGGAAAAAAUGCAUAUUUAGAUUAUAAAAUUAUUGUAGAAUAAGGUCUUUCUUUUGUUCGGAAAUCAAUUUUUCUUCGAUCAUUUCUUUUUUGCCAUUAUGCAGUAUUUGAUAAGGAUAUUUUGAAAAAUACAUCAUGUACACAACAUUACGAACUUUUAUUUAAUUUGAAAGUGUUUUGGAUUGUUUGCUUUUUGAUGAUGAAAACUAUUAUUAGUGACUUGUCUAGCUUCCAAUCUAUACCAUAAAAAUUUUGUAGUGAAUAGGUUAAUAAUUACCUGUGUGUUAGCUUGUUAUUUAUAGGGAAUGUCAGGAUAAGUGAGGACGGCUUUCCCGGAGGUCGCUGCAACAGUUUUGGUAAGGCUAUCGUUGUAAAUGCCGAUGUAUGAUUUGUAUAUGCUCACUGUUAAAUGAAAAAAAAAUCGAUUAUACAGCCUAUGUUCGAAGGAGACGCACACUUCCAUCAGUAGUGCAAUAAUCAUUCCUUUCAUCUAGUUAAGAGGACGCUUCCUUCGGUCAUAGAUCAGCAAAAUUUGUUUAUUUUUUAAGUUUCAAUCGGUAAACAAAUUUUGCCAAAUUUCGUCCAGAACAAAUAAAAAUCUCAAAAAAAUCUUUCAUCAUUUAUUCAAUUAAUAAAGUGAUGGUAUUUCUUUUCCGAGAGAUGUGUAUUCACUUCGUUUUUAGUUUUGAUAAUAUUGUAACCCACUAUGUACUGCAGUUAGACUGCAAUUGUAUUAAUUUACAUUGAUUAAACAUAACCUAUUACCACUUG